UGUUGUGAUGUAUAAAUUUACGCGUGUCUUUCGAUUUAAAUUUUUUAACAAAAACGUUUUAAAUAAAAAAUUUAGCAAUAAUGCUAAUAAUCAAAAGGUGUCAACUAACUGUUACGACGUAAUAGUUAUUGGCGGUGGACAUGCUGGAACAGAAGCAUGUGCAGCAUCGGCGCGUAUGGGGGCACGCACAUUAUUGGUUACCCAUAAAGUGGAAACCAUAGGGGAAAUGUCAUGUAAUCCGUCAUUUGGUGGCAUUGGCAAAGGGCAUCUUAUGCGUGAAAUUGAUGCACUUGACGGAAUUUGUGCUCGUUGCUGUGAUGUCUCGGGAGUUAAUUAUAAGGUAUUGAAUAAACGACGUGGACCGGCAGUCUGGGGUCCACGGGCACAAAUCGAUAGAAAACUUUACAAGCAAGCCGUGCAAAAGGAACUGUUCUCAAUAAAAAAUUUAGACAUUCGCUGUGCAGCAGUUGAUAAUCUCUUAAUAAAUUACAACGAGUUGGAAGAGUGCGGUAAACGUUGUGAAGGUGUUGUUCUACAAAAUGGUGAUGUGGUCUAUAGUCAUACAGUCAUUCUAACUACUGGUACCUUUUUGCGUGCACAAAUAAAUAUUGGUUUAGAAACGCGUCCCGCUGGUCGUGUAGGUGAUGCUCCCGCAAUUGCUUUGGGUAAGAACUUAGAAUCAAUCGGUUUUCGUAUGGGUAGACUGAAAACCGGCACACCUCCACGAAUUGCAAAAAAUAGCAUAAACUAUGUUGGAUUACCUUUGCAUUAUGGAGAUAAUCCACCAAUACCAUUUUCAUUUAUGAAUGAGAACGUUUGGUUAAGACCGGAAGAUCAAUUACCUUGCUAUUUGACGCAUACCACCUCACGCGUUAAUGACAUAGUACGUGAAAAUUUGCAUGUCAACCGACAUGUAACCGAGGAAAUAACUGGACCAAGAUAUUGUCCAUCAAUAGAAUCGAAAGUGCUACGCUUUCAAGCUAAAACUCAUCAAAUAUGGUUAGAGCCGGAAGGUUUAGAUAGUGAACUUAUUUAUCCACAAGGUUUAUCUUGUACAUUACCACACGAACAGCAAGAGCAAUUGGUGCAUGCGAUCAAAGGAUUGGAAUCAGCUGUUGUUGUGCAACCUGGUUAUGGUGUAGAAUAUGAUUUUAUAGAU
This is a messenger RNA of Teleopsis dalmanni, 1159 nucleotides long. Its product is annotated as protein MTO1 homolog, mitochondrial-like. The transcript has a single exon. Gene Ontology annotation, molecular function: flavin adenine dinucleotide binding. The annotation marks the transcript as partial. The record is from RefSeq and is a predicted model, not a curated record. Gene Ontology annotation, biological process: tRNA wobble uridine modification; tRNA methylation. NCBI's taxonomy places the organism in Eukaryota, Metazoa, Arthropoda, Insecta, Diptera, Diopsidae. Gene Ontology annotation, cellular component: cytosol.